Paramecium tetraurelia is the source of this 2723-nucleotide messenger RNA. RefSeq lists its product as uncharacterized. Gene Ontology annotation, biological process: signal transduction. Gene Ontology annotation, molecular function: 3',5'-cyclic-nucleotide phosphodiesterase activity. The record is from RefSeq and is a predicted model, not a curated record. The transcript is spliced from 7 exons. Lineage: Eukaryota; Ciliophora; Oligohymenophorea; Peniculida; Parameciidae.
AUGAGUUAUUUAGCUUAAUCAAGUCGAUUAACUGCUCUACUAAUAAGUCUGAAAAAUAAAAAAUUAAUAACACCUGAUCAAUAUACUCGUCUUUGCGAUUAUGCCAUUAAUGAUAAUGCUGAAUUGAAAUAACUAUUUGUGGAUUAUGAAAAGGGUUUGUCUUAAAAUGAUUUUCUCUCAGGAGUUUCAAUCAUUCUCAAUGAUAGAAAUGGAUGCGAACAUAUAAUUAAAUCAUAUUUUGAAUCUGUUGUCAGUGUCAAUUCGUAAUUGAAAGGGAAAAUAAAGGAAUUUUAUAGAGAUAUCAAGACCAACAUGAACGAAAUUUAUGAGGAAUGCUUUAAAGCACAACAUCACUUGCAAGAAGUUAAAGAUUUGAUCAAAAUAGUCUUAAAACAAUUUUAUGUGGAAGAAUUUUAUUUGAUUCAAUUUGAAGAAGGACAUUAAUGUGUUAUUCUUACAAAUAAUUUCGAUUUCAGAUUCUUUAAAGAAGAAUACAAAAUUAGUUCUUGGGCACACAAAUAAAAUGCUCAUCAACUAAACAACACCUCAACAGAACAUCACUCUUUACUGAAAACUCACAAUCUCCCAAAGUAGUACAUCAUCUCACAGCAUGCUGUCCUAUUUUUGACUUUUAGCGACAAUGUCAAUAAAACUUAUUCAUAGUAUUUCAUGGCUACUUUUCUUUAUGAUAAAUUUAUCAAUUUGAUUUACUAAGGUUACUAAAUUGUAGGAUUAAAGAAGAUGUAAUCCAUUAGAACAGAAAUUCUAUAAUUAGUCUCCAAAACCAUUUUAUUGUAUAAUUAUAAAUUGAUGUUCCAAAUAUUAGUCUAGAUCAUGCAAUAGUUUAAUUUAUCAAAUUUAUUGUGUCAGUUCGAAAAGGAAUUGACCAAACAACAGACUGUUUCUAAUUAUUUAUUAAUACUACUUUCAAGCGAUUUAGAUAUUAUUGGCAUCGAAUUAGAAGGCAAACUAUCACUUCAAUUAGUAGAUAAAGUCAAAAGCACCUUUAAAAAGUCAAUCAAAAAAUAUAAGAAAAAACUGAAAUCAAAAAAAGACCUAUUAGAAUCAUUCUAACAGGUUACUUAACACAAUGAAAUGAUUAUGUGUUUAUUCUUCAACAAUUACCUGAACCUAUAUUACAUGACCGUUCAAUGGAACCACGAUCAAUUUGUUUCAAAAUAUAGUCUACCCAAAGAAAUCAAUUAUGGGGAUCCCAUUUAUAAAAUAUUUGAUUAAAACCCCACCAUUAUUUAAAAAGUAAAAGAGAUUAUUGACUCUCCAAACGAUCAUUUGGAAUUUAAUGAUGGCUUUUUUAAGUUCUCCUUAAAGAUAGAAAGAGGAUUUAAACAGCAAAUCAAAUAAAUAUCCAUCUUUUUAUUUAACAUCUAGGUGAAAAGACCCCUGGCUGAAUUAUUUAGGAUAUUUAGGAACAAAGUGAAGAUCUUACUUACAAUAAGAAAGGCAACCUUGGCCUUUAAAUCGAAAUAGCUAAUGAUGGAAAAUCAAUUUCUCAGAUAAUCAGCCUUAGUUAUGUACCUUCCAGACUAGGACAGGAAUAGAAUUACUUAAACUCAUAAUCAAGAUCAUGAUUAAGACUUAGAGAAAUAUCGAAGUUAUACUAUGAAAUAGGCGACAAAAAAAUUAUAAACAUUCUUGAACAAGAAGGAUGAAGAAGAUAACAAAAAUCCUGAACUUAGAAGAAUUGCAAUAGACCCAAAUUUAUAGUAAAAAUUACUAGAUUACGAAUUUAACCUACUAAAUAAGAAAAUGUAUAAAAAUAAAUUCAUCAUUGCUUAUAACCUAUUUCACAUGUGCGAAUAUACAAAGUAGUAUCCUUUGCUGACUAAAGAAUUUAUUAAUUUCAUAACAGUGUUGAAAUAUAAGUAUAAUAAAAAAUCGAAUCCAUUUCACAACUUUACUCAUGGAGUCAAUGUUAUGCAUGGAUGUUAUUUAUUUGGUCAUCAUUAAAAAUUUGGCUGCUAUUUUUCAGAUUUGUAAAGAUAUGCUAUGACUUUUGCUGGAUUGUGUCAUGAUGUAGAUCAUUCUGGAACUACUAAUUUAUUUUAAGUGAAUGCUUAAACUAAACUAGCAUUACUAUACAAUGAUAAGUCAGUUCUUGAAAAUCAUCAUGUUGCAGUAACUUAUAAAUUAUUAGCACACAAACAAUGUGACUUUUUUGGCACAAUACCAAAAUAGGAUAGAAUAACCAUAAGAAAAUAUGUUGUAAAUAAUAUUUUGGCUACUGAUAAUCAGUAUCACUUUAAUCUGUUAAAUGAUAUUGAAAUUCGAUUUGGAUAAUCUAAAGGAGAUCCCAAAAUUUUUGAAACUGAAGAAAAUAAACUAUUACUAAGUGGGUUCUUAACACAUGCAGCUGAUUUCUUUGGUGCGGCAAAACAAUAUCAGGUAGCAAGAGCAUGGAGUGAAAGAUUAAGAAAGGAAUUUUAGGCUUAAUCCUAAUUAGAGGAUAUCAUUGGCAUUGCUUAAACACCAUAUCUACGUAAUUUAGAUAACGAAGUUUAGUAUGCAAAGAAUGAAGCUGGAUUCUUAAAAGUCAUUGUUAAACCAAUUUAUGAGUCGUUAAACAAUUAUUCAGAUGGAGCCUUGUCACUUCAAUUAGGAAAUAUUAACUUAAGUAUCAAGAAAUAUGAAGAGAUUAUUGAAUCAGCAAAUUAAUGAUCAUAAUUGUAUAUUUAAUUAUAUCAACAUUCAGUAUAUGUAUUGCA